Marmota flaviventris (yellow-bellied marmot) is the source of this 5650-nucleotide messenger RNA. It is a transcript of the gene Efcab14, whose product is annotated as EF-hand calcium binding domain 14. The record is from RefSeq and is a predicted model, not a curated record. Lineage: Eukaryota; Metazoa; Chordata; Mammalia; Rodentia; Sciuridae. Gene Ontology annotation, molecular function: calcium ion binding.
CGCCGUUGCCACCAGCGCGUCGGGAGCAGCCGCGGCCGGAGCCGGAACGGGGGCCGAAGUCGCGGCUGGAGUGGGAGCGGCGUGUGUGAGUAGCUGAAGUCGUCCGUGUCGCAACACCUCAAACUCAGCCGGAGCGCUUCAGGUGGGGGGAGCGACGGUCGCCCCCUGAGUACCGCCCCCCGCCCCCCGGCCCAGACAGCAGGGCUGGGGUCUCCCAGGCACCGGACUAGCUGCUGUCGCGCCAGGCUCUCCGACCCGGACUCCCUUCAAACUCAGGACGGAGGCCAGAGAACGGUGAUCAUCCCAAACCCCCUCCGCCUUCCCGGCCGGAGCGUUUUUCUCGUCGCCCGGGCAGAGUUCCGGGUUGUAGUGCGGCGGAGCAAACCCCCUCCUGCCGCCACCUCUCCAACCAGCUAGUUCCCACUGUCUUGCUCUGCAUCGGCUCUUCUCCACCCUUUUCAAGAACAAGUGCUGUCCCAGACGUUCAAAGUAUCUAUUCUGGGUGUCCUUCCCCAUCUCUUGGAGCACUCUUAGAAAUAUUGCCUAUUUACCAGGGCUGAGAAUCUCUCAUUCUUGACGUAGCUUUUCUCCCCUUUGGGAGAUAAAGGUUGCCCCCUUUCCACUCUCUUACCCGACAGACACUUCAUGACCCGGGCUUUAGCCAUUUGGAUCAUCAGCGCCUCGGCCAUCUCUAUGUGACUUCCCCACCCGUUUGAGUUCCAGUGUCCUCUGGGCUCCAUUCUCCAGCCCCCAGCGGAUCUGGUCAGUCCCGCCCCUGGGUGGGAGUGACCAGGGGGCUCUGGCCCAGGAUUUCCCACCCUGGAAGGUAGUAGCUCCAAAGCAACAAGAGAACUGGGCGUUGGGUACGAACCUGGCAGCUCAGGAGUGGGUGCUCCACCCACCCCACACAAGAAGAUGAAAAAGCGCAGAGAGCUUAAUGCAUUGAUCGGUUUGUCUGGGGACAGCCGGAGAAAGAAGCCCAAGAAAGGCUCAAGCAGCCACCGUCUGCUUCGCACUGAGCCUCCUGACUCAGACUCUGAUUCCAGCUCAGAGGAGGAAGAGGAAUUCGGUGUUGUUGGAAAUCGCUCUCGCUUUGUCAAGGGAGACUACUUAAGAUGCUGCAAGAUCUGUUAUCCUCUCUGUGCUUUUGUCAUCCUCGCGGCCUGUGUCGUGGCCUGUGUUGGCUUGGUGUGGAUGCAAGUUGCUCUGAAGGAGGAUCUGGAUAUUCUCAAGGAAAGAUUUAGAACAAUGGAAUCUAAUCAGAAAAGCUCAUUCCAGGAAAUACCCAAACUUAAUGAAGAACUACUCAGUGAACAGAAACAACUUGAGAAGAUUGAGUCUGGAGAGCUGGGCUUGAAUGAUGUCUGGCUCAACAUCACAGAAAUGAAUAAGCAGAUUUCUCUGUUGACUUCUGCAGUAAACCACCUUAAAGCCAAUGUUAAGUCAGCUGCAGACUUAAUUAGCCUGCCUACCACUGUAGAAGGACUUCAGAAAAGUGUAGCUUCCAUUGGCAAUACUUUAAACAGUGUCCAUCUAGCUAUGGAGGCAAUACAGAAAACUGUGGAUGAACACAAGAAAACCGUGGAAUUGCUGCAAAGUGAUAUGAAUCGGCACUUCUCAAAUUGGACCAAUGGAAGCAACAAAAUCAUUCCAACACCCUCAGCUACAUCAGAACUUGAUAAUAAAACCCACAGUGAGAAUUUGAAACAGGAUAUCCUGUACCUUCAUAACUCUUUAGAGGCGGUAAACAGUACCCUAGUAGCAUACCAGAGACAGAAUGAUCUUAAACUCGAGGGGAUGAAUGAGACACUCAGUAAUCUCAUUCAGAGAACCAACCUGAUAGAAAGCAAUGUGGUUUUUGCUCUGGGUGAAGUAGAAAACACAACAAACCUGACCUCCAGCAUGAUGAGUGAUAGAGCUGCUAUUCUGAAAAGAGAGUCUUUGGAUCAAGGGGCCAACAGAACUGAUAUCAUAAAAACCCAAAACAUAAAGAAGGAAGAUAGUCCAAAUUCUCAGGUAUCCAAGCUGCGAGAGAAACUGCAGCUGAUCAGUGCUCUCACAAACAAACCUGAGAGCAACAGGCCUCCAGAGAUUGCAGACGAAGAACAAGUACAGAGUUUCACAUCAAAGCCAUCAACAUUGCCAAAAUUCUCACAAUUUCUUGGAGACCAAAUUGAGAAAGCUGCCCAACUAAGGCCCGUCUCCCUACCAGGAAUUUCUAGCAUUGAAGAUCUUCAGGAUUUAUUCCACAAGACUGGCCAGGAUGUGGAUGGGAAGCUGACCUACCAGGAAAUCUGGAACUCUCUAGGUUCUACCUUGCCAGAUCCAGAGAGCUUGAGAGCAUUUGAUUCCAAUGGAGAUGGAAGAUACUCAUUCCUGGAGCUAAGAGUAGCUUUAGGUGUCUAGCCUCAACAGGCGUUAUUUUAGGAAUGGAUGUAUACCAUGGACUACCUAAAAUCUACUUACAUAACAAAAACAACCCUUUUAUGCAUCAGCCCUCUAGUCCUCCAAACUAUUGUAGCAAACAUAUUGCCACCUUCUAACUUGUUUGAAAAGCUAUACAAAAGUUAUUUUUUUAAAAAAGAAAACCAUUUUACUUAUAAUCUGAUGUUCAAAAAUCUAUAAUUUCCUGAAACCAGUGAUAUCUUACAUUUUAAAAUUGCCAGGAAAAGAAAUAAUAAAGCCCUCUUUUUUUCUCCUUCCUUUUUUUUGAGGGGAGGAGACCUUAACUUUUAAAACUGGAAAAUGUAUAUACAGAGAGAAUAAGCCACCUUUUAUAUUUCAUAUAAAUUUGCCUUAAUAGCUGCACUUUAUAGAGACUCAGAAAAUGUCUUGUCUUCAAAAGAUAGGCCUUUUCUGUUUGUAAAUAUUUAAAAUGAAAGAAAAAUUGUGCAUAUUGUGUGGAAAGUAGAAAGAAUGAUUUUGAGCAGGAUGUGAACAAAUUACUUAUUUAAAAAAAUCAUUUAUUUGGGUAACAACUGAAACUAUAUUCACAUAUACUUAACUCAUCCCUCCUCCAAGGCCAAGGUGCUGCCAUGGGGUUUAGAUAGGGGCAUUGAUUCAGGGACUGGAUGCUGUGGGAACAGUGCCAGCUCCAUACUUAAAAAAGUUGGCUUCUGAGAGUUUAUUCCUAUUCCCUCAAUGAAUCCCAACAUGUGAACCAGAGAAGUCUUCUUGAGGAUUUUUCUCAUUUUUAAUCCUCUUAUAGGGUUUAGGAACACAAAAAGUUAUCCAGUGGGGAGGAGCUACAUUUUCCCUCAAGUGAGUUAGAUUAUCUUCCCCUAUCCACCUACACAAGUCUAUCUAAAGGCUAUAGCUGGCUCCUACCUUCAGUAACGUCUCCAUUCUGAAUGGCAAAACCCAAGUCCCUAGUCACUGUCUCAGACUAGCCACCCAGGGUAUUAAAGGAAAAGGGUACAUCUACUUUUAAAACAAGAAACUACCCCUUUGAGAUUUUUCCUGGGAGCUAACCAAGAACCUGAUGGAUUUCUUGGUGAGAUGACUAGGACCAAAAAUAGUUGUGAAAUGAAAUGUGUGAAAUCAUAUUGUUUUCUUACAGAUAUCAGCUCAGAAGUAGAUACAGGCUUUCUGUCCAGAGGAUGCCAAACUAUAGUUGGCACUACAACAGAAGCCUUCAUAUGAUGGUAGCAAGUGCAGUACUUCUCCCUUAUGGACCUGGCACAGCAGGUCCCGGAACUGGAAGGAAUGGUCUAAGUCACUUGUAUGUUGAGUUACACUUGCUGUGUUGUUCCCAAAGGCAAUCUUUGGGUAGCACAAAAGGAAAACUUACAAAACUUAACUUUGCUGUAGUCAAGUGAGGGAGAAACUAGAGAAGCUCCCAUGGCACCAACUUCUCUAAUAGAGUUCAUUUUUCAUUUAACUUGUCCAAGACCUGUAAGCCAGUGCAGUCCAGUACCCUGAAACAUGUAAAGACUGGUUUUUUUCUUUACAUUACAUUCAGCUUGGUGUUAGCUAACCUUAAAUUUUUUUGUAGAAGUAUUAAAAUUCAGUUAAAGCAGGACAACGUCUCUUCUAAUGAAUGUGUCUGCUUGUCAUUAUUGCUUAUGUUUCUCCCUUUUAAAAUGUUUUUCUUUAACAUUUCCCUUACCCAUCUAUGUUAUUUCACUUUCAUGGAAAAGUUAAAAUUAGCCUGGCACUUUAGGAAACUUGAUAAUUUUUUGCUCUUCUGGCUGCUUUCCAUGCCCUCCUCCUUUUUAAUAUAUACACCCUUACAGAUUUUGUAACAACCAAAUAAAGUUCUAGCAAUAAAUUGAAUUAUACUGCUAUGUUUGUAUAUAUUGUACCAUAAAUAGUAUGUCUGUACCUGGAAGGUAUUUUUUUGAUAACUGAUUUAUAUGAAAUAUACUUGAGGGUAAUGUACCUUGUCCUUUUUAGUUUCAAGUUCUUAUUCAUAGGCAGAUACAUUCAGGACACCUUAACUCUUUGUAGUAUGUAUUUUUCUUUUACAUCCAAUAGCUAUAUCCGUGGAAAACUCAAGGUUUCUUUUUUUUUCAAUUUCUCUUCUGUUCUUCCUACUUCAAGCUUGUCUGCCAGCAUCACCCCUGAGCUGUAUAUAAUGCCAACCCCUCCCCUGCCAAGUCUGCCAGAGGCAUCCAUGCUGCACUCAGGCCUAUGAUACCUUUGUCAUCCUGCCUGAGUAACUACCAUGUCUCCCAGACAGGUAGGUAUCUCAACUUCCUUUGUUCAAGUUGAGCAGACUCUCCAGUUUACAAGCCCCAGAAACCUAUCACUUAGUGUUAAUUUGGGAUUUAUAUCUGUAUGCUGUCCCCACUUACCCAGCCUGUGCCUUGUGUUUGGCUAUAGUGAAGCCUCACCUGCCACAUUUUCAGCUCUGUGAGAAAGCUUGGGAAGUGAAUGGUAUGAGUUUGACAUUCAUUGUAAAUUCUUUUACCUGUUCCUUCUGGCAGCUCCUACCACUUCUCUCCUUAGUUUCCCAAAGCACAACCUUCUUGACCCUUUUAUUCCAUUGCCUUAUAUAUAUAUCGGCAUAAUGUUUACUUAAAUAGCCUCCCCAUAAGUCAGAGAGGCAAACAGGUACUGUAGAAAGAGAAGACCCAAAGGAAUAAAGUGCCUGGCUUCAAGAUGACUGCAGAGUACCUAGCACUCAGGAAUGGGUCUGAGGCAACAAAGCUGAGGAAUGGACCCUUCCCCUGCUGUUGGCUGUUUUGCAUUCUGCUGCAGUUUCCUUUCUUUGCAGUUACUGGACAUAACCCCUAGAGCCCCCCUUGCUGGUCUUCUGGUCACAGUUGAGGAUUUUGACUAUGAUGGGCUCAUACUCGUAAUGGCCUGUUGUUUUUAGUGACAGCUUUUGUUUGCUGCACACCUCAUUGGCUUGCUUACCAACACCAACUAGAUGUGGUUUCUUUCAUAACCAAACCAGAACACAUUUGGGUAUCCUGAGACUUUAUAGAGCGUGUAUUGUUUGUUAUAUGAACCUAACCUACCUUUUUUCACAUAUUAAGAAAUGCAAAUCUACUUUGUUCUAGUGGAGCUAUUUUGGUAACAUAUAAGCAAUUUUGGUUCUGUUUAGGGAGUGAAUUCAAGGUUUUCAUGACUCAAUUUGAGCUUUAUUUCAUAUCAGUGAUACAGCCAUUUUAAUUUAUCUAAAUAAAACAUUUCUUUUUUUUUC